This is a messenger RNA of Ctenopharyngodon idella (grass carp), 1040 nucleotides long. Its product is annotated as prostaglandin reductase 1-like. The record is from RefSeq and is a predicted model, not a curated record. The transcript is spliced from 6 exons. Lineage: Eukaryota; Metazoa; Chordata; Actinopteri; Cypriniformes; Xenocyprididae. Gene Ontology annotation, molecular function: 15-oxoprostaglandin 13-reductase [NAD(P)+] activity. The coding region runs from base 164 to 820 and encodes 218 amino acids. Gene Ontology annotation, biological process: prostaglandin metabolic process.
GAUGUUACGUGGUUGCUGAUUGUGGGUGGAGGACACACACUGUAACCAAAGCGAAGGGUCCAGCCAGGGCCCAUCUUGACCCGGAUAGUAUCUGAAUGGCCCAGUGACGUCCCAAUGUCCCUGGCCCUUGGUUCCUUAGGGAUGCCUGGUUUAACAGCUCUGUAUGGCCUGGAAGAGGUGUGUAAGAUACAGCCUGGCGAGACGGUUCUGGCUGACUGCACUCUACGGUUUGGAGGAGGUCUGUGCCAUCAAAUCAGGAGAAACCUUACUGGUGAAUGCAGCCGCAGGGGCGGUGGGCUCUGUAGCCGGUCAAAUUGCCAAACUUAAAGGCUGCAAGGUGGUGGGAUCAGCAGGAGGUGAUGACAAGGUGGCAUACCUGAAGGAGCUGGGCUUUGACCAGGCCUUCAACUACAAGACUGUCCCCUCACUGGAGGAAGCACUGAAGAAAGCUUCACCUGAAGGAUACGACUGCUACUUUGAGAAUGUGGGAGGGCCCUUCUUUACAGCAGCACUGAAAAACAUGAAGCCAUGUGGUCGUAUCGCUGUCUGUGGUGCAAUAGCCACAUACAAUGACACAGCACCUCAGAUGUGUCCUUAUCCUCACCGUGAAAUAAUAACACGACAACUGAUGGUAGAAGGCUUUAUGGUGAGAAGAUGGAGACACAAAGAUGAAGAAUCUGUCAAGAGAAUGCUUAAAUGGAUGAAAGAGGGCAAGCUGAAGACGAAAGAAGUGGUCACUGUUGGCUUUGAAAACAUGCCGACUGCCUUCAUGAAGAUGCUGAAGGGCGAUGGACUUGGGAAGGCUAUUGUUAAAGUCUGAAGAAAUGCACAUGAUGUAUUUUUUUUAAAACAAAAAAAUGAAUAAUUAGCCUAUAUACACAUAAAAUACAGUGUUCUGUGUCUAAAUGGUCCAGGGAACCAAAUUAAACCCAUUACUUGUCUACUAAGUGCUUUUUGUAGUAGAAACUAUGUUACAACAAGUGUCAUUAUAUUAACUGUCUGCAAUAUGUUUACAAAUAAAGCCAUGUAAAGCCUCAGAA